GUUAGUAUUAUAUCCCUGUCACGAUCGUUCAUUUCUCUUCUUAUUCUGAGUGGGACACGAGCUCUAACUGAGACUCUUCACACUGUUGCAUCUGGACAAUGGACAGGACGGGUUUUGUCGACUAUCCUUGCAAGUAAGAUCUUGCGAAAGUUUGAAGAUUUACGCUUACAUUUUCUACUGUAUGCCUACGUUGACAUUUGUUUGUUGAAAUGGAUAAACAGUCUCUCGGUCGUGACGCUUGGACACAUUUUGAUGAUGACCAAGAAGUCCUGGGAUCAUCUCUUUCAACGUUUAACGCAUCCACCUUUUUACCACCGCCGCAUGUCACAGGAGCAGUCUUUCAGAAUGCUGUUCCUCGAGUUCCAGGACCUUGGCAGACGUUUAGCACCGGGAGUCCUCCAGAACAGCAAGGCGACCACAAAAUGGAUUUCCACCCCGCCCCUGCUUUCUCAACACCACACCCUCCGCAACAAACCAUUGAUGGACGAACAUGUUUGAGCGGGUCGUUGGAUCCAUGGGCGAUCAGCUCGGAGCAGAACUCAUACUACCUGUCCCAGUUUUUACGACUGCAACCGGACCCAAGGGGCAAGUUGUGUGGUCUUCAUGCGAAGGACUUUUUUGAACUUUCGAAGCUUCCAAACACCGAACUUUCGGAUAUUUGGUAUGCAUUUACUUUGAAAUUUAUGAAUUUUUUACCACCCGUUUGUUAG
Dicrocoelium dendriticum is the source of this 710-nucleotide messenger RNA. Lineage: Eukaryota; Metazoa; Platyhelminthes; Trematoda; Plagiorchiida; Dicrocoeliidae. The record is from the annotation of a GenBank genome assembly.